CUUAAUCAACAAAGUUGCUGAGGAAUUCAGCUUUACAAUGAAAACUGUUAGCAACAUUUGGCAAAUUGCUAAAGCACAAUUGGAGUCUGGUCUACCUAUUGAUGUUCAAUGCCAUUGGAAAGGAAGUUGUGGUAGAAAAAGGGUCCUUGUAGACAUGGAAAAAAUGGCAGCAAUCCCGCUGUCUAGACGCAAGAACAUGUGUGCACUUAGCUUUGCUAUGGAGGUUUCAAAAUCCACAGUCCACAGAUGGCUAAAGCACAAAGAUAUAAGGAGACAUUUAAGUGCUAUAAAGCCAUACUUAUGUGAGUCAGAGGAACCUGACCCCUACAGAACCACUCAAAGCAAAAGCUUCAUACCAAAGAUCAUGUUCCUGGCUGCAGUUGGCAGGCCAAGGUAUGGGGAGGGUGGAGAUGUGUUAUGGGAUGGGAAAAUAGGCAUUUUCCCAUUCACUUUCGAAGAGGCAGCUCAAAGGGGAGCUAUUCCUGAUUCAUCUAAUACUAAAACAUAUCUGGCUUCCAUGGAGGAACAAUUCAAAGCAACUUCUAAGGCACAUGCUAGUACUCUCAUUUUGAAGAUGGUGACUACGAAAUAUGACGGGAAUAACAGCAUUCGUGAGCAGAUCAUGAUGAUGAACGACAUGGCCCCGAUCAAACCGCUGCUAAGGCGGGUUCCGGCAGACAUCUCUGGCGCGGCGGCGGACGGCCGGCAGACGCGAACCGGCGGCGGCAUCAUCUCCGGCGAGCGGUCGGCAGUAGCUCCGGGCAGAGGUUAGGCUGUUCCAUCACAGCUCCAGUUUACUCAAUUUGUUCAUCUUCUUCAACAAUGGGUAACCUUUAUUUGUCAAUUUUUAUUUUUUUUCCUCCAAUUCUAUGUAAAAGUUUGUUUUUUUAUUCAAUUCUUACAUUUUUGUUUGUUUGUUUGUUUUAAUUUCAAAAAUUUCAAAAAAUGGUUGGUGUUCUU
This is a messenger RNA of Cuscuta campestris, 960 nucleotides long. The record is from the annotation of a GenBank genome assembly. NCBI's taxonomy places the organism in Eukaryota, Viridiplantae, Streptophyta, Magnoliopsida, Solanales, Convolvulaceae.